Messenger RNA from Dendrobium catenatum, 1696 nucleotides. RefSeq names its product WD repeat-containing protein GTS1. Gene Ontology annotation, molecular function: protein binding. Bases 122 to 1339 code for a protein of 405 amino acids. NCBI's taxonomy places the organism in Eukaryota, Viridiplantae, Streptophyta, Magnoliopsida, Asparagales, Orchidaceae. The record is from RefSeq and is a predicted model, not a curated record. The transcript has 8 exons.
GAUUACAUGCUGCUGAAUCCUAUCUCUACUUCCAAGAAACGCAGCCAAAACCCUAUGGUUUUAAUAUCCUAUCACGACAGCGAGAGGAGCAGCGCAACGCCCCUCCUGAAUCCUGUUGGAUAUGGAAGCCGACGACAUAGAUAUGGAGCUAGCAGCCGAGGUGGAGAUGGAUAUAUUUGAUGGAACCGCCGCCGAAUCAUCUUCCAGUUUCUCCGGUGCCUCAACUUCCUCCAAACGCCUUGCAAUCAAGAACACUAUCCAGACCAAUUUCCACGAGGAUUACGUCUUCCAGAUAGCUUCGAGUCCUGAGAUUUCGACUCUGGCUGUUUCUUUGUCGUCGAAGACCAUCAAAUUGUACUCUCCAGCCACCGGGCAAUUUCUUGGUGAAUGCAAAGGUCACAUGAGCACCAUACAUGAGAUUAGCUUUACCGUGCCUUCCUCGCCAAAUCUUCUGUGUUCUUGUUCUUCUGAUGCUACUGUCAGAAUGUGGGAUACGAGGACUUUCAAGCAGGUUUCUUUAUUAAAAGCAGCUUCCUAUCAAGAAAUAUUUAGCUUUUGUAUUGGCGGAUCAAGCACUAAUCUUCUUGCUGGUGGAGGUAAAUCCGAGAUUUUCUUCUGGGAUUUGAGAAGUAGUAAGCAAGUAGCUUGCUUGGAAGAAUCUCACAUGGAUGACGUAACUCAAGUACGCUUCACUCCUAAUCAGCAAAACAAACUCAUUUCCUCUUCUGUUGAUGGAUUGUUAUGUCUUUUUGAUACUGUUGGACAUAUUGAUGAUGAUAAUCAUUUGGAAUCUGUAAUGAAUGUUGGAACAUCUAUUGGGAAAUUUGGGUUCUUUGGGGAGAAGAAUCAAAAGCUUUGGUGUUUAACACAGAUUGAAACUUUAAGUAUUUGGGAUUGGAGGGAUGGGAGAAGAGACAUCAACUUUGAAGAUACCCGUACUUUAGCAUCAGAUCAAUGGAAUCUUGACCACAUUGACUACUUCGUCGAUUGCUACUAUUCUGAAACCAAAGAUCGCUUGUGGGUAAUCGGCGGCACCGGAGCUGGGACAUUGGGAUACUUCCCAAUCAACUGCACUGUUCCAGGUGUAAUCGGUUCUCCAGAGGCUAUUCUUGAAGGAGGCCAUACUGGUGUUGUGAGAACAGUGCUACCAGCAUCAAUGACUCAUCAAGGAAUCCUUUCAGAAAAGAAAGGUAUCUUUGGAUGGACUGGUGGUGAAGAUGGCCGCCUUUGUUGUUGGUUAUCAGAUCAAAAUCUAGAAGCUAACAAGUCAUGGGCAUCCAGCACUCUCGUCAUGAAAUCUCCCCGGGCUCGUGGCAAAAACAGGCAUCUGCCAUAUUGAGGUAGUAGUCUUAUUACAGUUGUUGAAUAAGAGAUUGCAAUCUGCAUAUAUUUACUAUUGUAUUUAAUGCUGGCAAGGAUGCCUGUAAGCUUCUCUCAAAUUUGCAUUUAUGCUUCUACCUACAGAGGACGCAGUGGGUGGUAGUAGAGAAGCCAGAGAAAAAAUAUAAAAAUUGUAUGAAUUAUUUGUACGAGAUUUUUGUGGUUCAAGAUUAUAAAUAUGUUCAAUUUAGUUAAUUGACUCCUCAAAUAAGAUUCAAUUUUUUUUUUUAUUGAAUUAUUUUGGAUCAAAUUUGAAGAGUUGAUGUACUAAACUGGAUAUAUUAGAUAGUCUGUGAGAAGGACUCUAUAUAAAUGA